UUCGCUCUAAGAGGGAGUCUGGCCGCUUGUCAGCUCCGGGACAGCCCCUUUACGGGGGCGACGACGGGCGGGGGGAAGGGAAUCCGGGGCAAGCGAGCAAAUCCUGCCGACCGGGCUCUGGGUGAGCGAAUACCAUGCUGUCCAAUCAGGAAAAUGCCUGUUGAGAAAGACGUCGGCAUUAGCUAAUUAGUGGUUGCGGUCUUCCAGAAGGCGGUACUUGGGAGGGGUGGGACUUCCUGUUUCAAAUAAACACCCAGAGGUAUCCCCCUCCGCCCUCCGAAGUGUGUCCAUCCCGGGAGGUCCGUCACCGUUUCUCCCUGAGGGGUCGGAGGAACCCACGGAUGUGAAAGGGCCGGGUUAGGGCCUGGGGCAGUUGCACAGGCGGGGCUGGAGUCUCAGGACCACGGGAGCUGGCUCUGAGUCUGUCUUUGCUUCAGGGUCCCCGGGCCCGCGCUCUGGCCGCCAGAGCCAAGUUGGAAGAAGUCUGAGGAGGGUUCGACUUGGGCCAGGGAGGAAGCAGGGCCCUUUCUGCUGUGGGGCCUGCCCCUGGAUCUGCGAAUGCCUUGGGCGUGAAAGACCGCACCAAGUGAAAGGGCCCGAGGAUUUUGCUGGUUAGCGGGAGAGUUUGUGGGGAAAGAAGCUGCCUGGGGAAUGACACUCUCUCCUCCACAACAGUCCGAGGUUAUGCGUCUCAAUGAUACCGCGGAAACGCUACGGGUCUAAGAACACGGAUCAGGGUGUCUACCUGGGUCUCUCAAAGACACAGGUCCUGUCCCCUGCAACUGCUGGCAGUAGCAGCAGCGACAUCGCCCCUCUGCCCCCCUCAGUGGCCCUGGUCCCUCCCCCUCCGGACACCAUGUCCUGCCGGGAUCGGACCCAGGAGUUCCUGUCUGCCUGCAAGUCGCUGCAGAGCCGUCAGAAUGGAAUCCAAACAAAUAAGCCUGCUCUACGUGCGGUCCGACAGCGCAGUGAAUUCACUGUCAUGGCUAAGCGCAUUGGCAAAGACCUUAGCAACACAUUUGCCAAGCUGGAGAAGCUGACAAUCUUGGCAAAGCGCAAGUCCCUCUUUGAUGAUAAAGCAGUGGAAAUUGAAGAGCUAACAUAUAUCAUCAAACAGGACAUCAAUAGCCUCAACAAACAAAUUGCUCAACUUCAGGAUUUCGUGAGAGCCAAGGGCAGCCAGAGUGGCCGGCACCUGCAAACACAUUCCAACACCAUUGUGGUCUCUUUGCAGUCAAAACUGGCUUCCAUGUCCAAUGACUUCAAAUCAGUUUUAGAAGUGAGGACAGAGGUGAGAAGAACCUGUAGGCGGGAUAAGAAUGCGGGGAACCUGAAGCAGCAGAGGAGUCGGAGGGAGCAGUUCUCUCGGGCGCCUGUAUCAGCCUUGCCUCUUGCCCCCAACCACCUGGGGGGUGGUGCUGUGGUUUUGGGGGCAGAGUCCCGUGCCUCCAGGGAUGUGGCCAUUGACAUGAUGGAUUCUCGGACCAGCCAGCAGCUGCAGCUCAUUGAUGAGCAGGAUUCCUACAUUCAGAGUCGUGCAGACACCAUGCAAAACAUUGAGUCUACAAUUGUUGAGCUGGGCUCCAUCUUUCAACAGUUGGCACACAUGGUUAAGGAACAGGAAGAAACCAUUCAGAGGAUCGACGAGAACGUGCUAGGAGCCCAGCUGGAUGUUGAGGCCGCCCAUUCAGAGAUCCUCAAGUACUUCCAGUCAGUCACCUCCAACCGGUGGCUCAUGGUCAAAAUCUUCCUCAUCCUCAUUGUCUUCUUCAUCAUCUUUGUGGUCUUCCUUGCCUGAACCCUAUUCACUCUGAGGCACUCCAUGGGGGUUUGGAGCCCUCCUGGAAAGGCAGGUGGCCACUUCUGCCACUGAGCCUGUGCAGGGUACUUGGAAGAAAGGCCCUGUUUCCCUGGAACUGCUAGGAAUGGCCACUGCCCCAAUCUCCCACUCCUUGCCUCGGGCCAUCCUGUCCUCCCUCACCACCCUCAGGCCCAUGAAACACACACAGUUCUGGAUUUCAACUCUUCUGUGAAGUGGCUGGAAGAGAGCAGAGGCCAGCUGGGGGCCAGUAGGGGAGGUUGUCUCCACUAGGAAAUUUCUAUAAAUCCUCCAGCCUGUCUGGAAGGAAACUUUGCAGCAAGGAGAAAUGAUGCCCUUGCCCCCUUCCUUUGAGUGAGGAGAGGAAGCAAAACUGUCCCAGGGACCAACUUUCCCAUCUGGGUUAUAACUUGACCUCUUUUCUUCUUCCUCUCUUUUCCAUGUGAGGCAGGGGGGCCUGAGCCCUUCAGCUGCUGCCUGCACAACCCUUGACACUGGCUGCUGGUGACUCAAUCUGCCAAAUAUACUGCAGCCCGUUUUCUCCCAAUUACAGCAAGACUGUCAGCCUC
Nycticebus coucang (slow loris) is the source of this 2388-nucleotide messenger RNA. RefSeq names its product syntaxin 5 (gene STX5). Gene Ontology annotation, cellular component: SNARE complex; endomembrane system; Golgi membrane. The coding region runs from base 695 to 1798 and encodes 367 amino acids. The transcript has 10 exons. Gene Ontology annotation, molecular function: SNARE binding; SNAP receptor activity. The record is from RefSeq and is a predicted model, not a curated record. Gene Ontology annotation, biological process: vesicle fusion; endoplasmic reticulum to Golgi vesicle-mediated transport; intracellular protein transport. NCBI's taxonomy places the organism in Eukaryota, Metazoa, Chordata, Mammalia, Primates, Lorisidae.